This is a messenger RNA of Arctia plantaginis, 399 nucleotides long. Lineage: Eukaryota; Metazoa; Arthropoda; Insecta; Lepidoptera; Erebidae. The record is from the annotation of a GenBank genome assembly.
AUGCCGCUGAGCGUGUGCGCGCGCGUCAGCUUACCGAGGAGCAGCGGGCCCGUAACGUACCGUUGCGAGUGGUUGAAGCAAAACGGACCGAUACUGAUGCGUAACUAUUCCAAAUCUGGCAAUAAGUGGACUGAGGCCGUGGUAAAGGAACGAACUGGUCCUGUAUCGUAUAAACGUUACAACAAAAGAGACGGUCAUAUGUAUAAGAGACACAUUGACCAAAUACUCGCUAGAAAACCACGUCAUUCACUGAGCCAAAUAGUGGAUAGUUCACAUGUCAAGUCAACGGCUGGUUUGACGACUAAGUCAGAUGAGGAGGAGUAUAAGGAGUCAUUUGAUAGUGCGGAGGAAGGAGCGGGCACAAGCCCGACCAUCGCCGGCGCCGCUGUUGUCUUCUAA